AUGGAGUUGAAUAUGACAUUUGUAACAGAAUUUAUACUUCUAGGCAUCACCGAUCUGCCAUUGCUACAGGUUGUCCUCUUUGUUUUGUUUCUUAUUUUCUACCUCUGCAGCUGCGUUGGCAAUUUAAGCAUUGUGACAUUAGUUAUUGUUGACCAUGUUCUUCACACUCCAAUGUACUUUCUAUUGGCCAACCUUUCCUUCCUGGAUUUCUUCUUUGCCACCACAACAGUACCCAAGAUGUUGUCUGGUUUAAUUAUGGAGGACAAGAAAAUAUCUUUCCAAGGCUGCAUACUCCAGCUCUACAUGUUUCAUUUUAUGGGAUGCACUGAAGCCAUGCUUCUUACAUCAAUGUCAUAUGACAGAUAUGUUGCCAUUUGUAACCCUUUGCGAUACCAUAUCCUUAUGGCAAGGGCAGUUUGUCUUCAACUAGCAUUCACAUCAUGGCUCAUUGGUUCCUUAUACUCAUUGUCUCAUACCAUUAUGACUUCCAGGCUUCCUUUUUGCAAAAUGAACAAAAUAACUCAUUUCAUCUGUGAGAUUAAACCUCUCUUGAAGUUGGCAUGUACCGACACACAUCUUAAUGAGAGCUUGAUUAACAUAGUUACUGGCUCUCUAGCCUUAGGCACAUUUAUAAUGAUUAUCAUCUCUUAUACCUUUAUUGCAACUCAUGUCCAGAAUAUCAGCUUAGCACAAGGUAGAAUGAAAGCCUUCUCCACUUGCACAUCCCACCUUACUGUGGUCCUUUUAUAUUUUGGCACUGUUUUCUGCACAUAUUUAAGACCAGCUACUAAAGGUACCCUGGAACAAGACAGAAUCAGUGGAAUCUUGUACACGGUGAUCACACCAGCGUUAAAUCCCAUGAUCUAUGCUCUGAGAAAUAAGGAGGUGAAAAGGGCUUUUAGGAGAAGGUAUUUGAUAGUUUGGAUGUAG
Bufo gargarizans (Asiatic toad) is the source of this 930-nucleotide messenger RNA. RefSeq names its product olfactory receptor 12D2-like. The transcript has a single exon. The record is from RefSeq and is a predicted model, not a curated record. The coding region runs from base 1 to 930 and encodes 309 amino acids. Lineage: Eukaryota; Metazoa; Chordata; Amphibia; Anura; Bufonidae. Gene Ontology annotation, molecular function: olfactory receptor activity; G protein-coupled receptor activity. Gene Ontology annotation, cellular component: membrane. Gene Ontology annotation, biological process: G protein-coupled receptor signaling pathway.